Messenger RNA from Cantharellus anzutake, 1385 nucleotides. RefSeq names its product polynucleotide kinase 3 phosphatase-domain-containing protein. Gene Ontology annotation, molecular function: polynucleotide 3'-phosphatase activity; double-stranded DNA binding; ATP-dependent polydeoxyribonucleotide 5'-hydroxyl-kinase activity. The record is from RefSeq and is a predicted model, not a curated record. The transcript has 11 exons. NCBI's taxonomy places the organism in Eukaryota, Fungi, Basidiomycota, Agaricomycetes, Cantharellales, Hydnaceae. Gene Ontology annotation, biological process: DNA repair. The coding region runs from base 83 to 1318 and encodes 411 amino acids.
ACAACAGUCACAGUGGGCGCUUUACUCAGCGCCGAAAGAACUAUGACUAAAGAGAGGCUCAAAGAGGCCCAAAGAGGAUGACAUGCAAGGUGCUUCUAAAAGAGUAGCCGAAUCAGGGAAAGUAUAUUCUAUCUUUACCCAAAGCAUGGCCCCAAAGGGUCUCCUCUGGCUGGAGAAUGUGGGUGGGACUUGUCUUCAUGGACUGCACCAAAGCCCCGUUUUCUCGCCCAAAGUCGCCUUAUUUGACUUGGAUGGGACCCUCAUUAGGCCUAGGGGAGGUAAGAAAUUUCCGAAAGACGCAAAUGAUUGGGAGUGGUGGCACGCCACAGUGAAAUCCAAGUUGGCUGAAACUGCUAUAUCGAAUCAGGCAGGAUUUUCCAGCAGGAAAGGAGAAGAACGGCGUGCUGAAUGGAAGAAGAAAAUCCCUAAGAUUGCCGCCCAACUUCCAGGCGCACCAUUUCGUAUAUUUGCUGCAGGAGCCUAUGACGUGUACCGAAAGCCAUUACCCGGAAUUUGGCAUGCAAUCGAGCAAAUCUUUGCGAAAGAGAAUGUGGUUAUUGAUAAAGGGUCUUCCUUUAUGGUCGGGGAUGCUGCUGGUCGGCCCUCAGAUCACUCUUUUGCGGAUCGACUAUUUUCAAUCAAUGCUGGUCUAAGGUUCUUAACUCCGGAGGAGUUCUUCUGUAAUCAGAAGCCAGUGCCCUACGAGCUGUCAGGCUUCGAUCCAUCCACGGUCCCUAAUGACCUGCCUUUAUUCACCCCCUCCAAUACUCCUUUGAUACCGGAUCACGACACAUCCGCGUCGGUCACCAAGCCAGCAGAGAUUGUAUUGUUCGUUGGCUACCCGGCUUCGGGGAAAACAUCGUUCUACAAAGACUACUUUGAGCCGCACGAAUACGUGCAUGUCAACCAGGAUACUUUGGGUAGUAAGAAAAAAUGCUUAGCACUUGUUGAGUCUUCUGUGAAAGAGGGAAAGAGUGUUGUCGUUGACAACACGAAUAGGGAUGUGGACACACGAAAACCAUACAUUACUCUAGCGAGGAAGUUGAAGUGUUCUAUUCGCUGCUUAUACUUCGCCACCCCUCGGGAAACUGCAAUACAUAAUGAUGUAUAUAGAGCUUUUCUGGCAACUCCACGUGAAGGCGAGGUACAUAUUCCGGUGCUAGACCCUUCUCCUACCUUGGCAUUCAGUUCUUUUCAGAACAACUUCGAGGCACCUGAUGUCAAUGAGGGCUUUUCAGAAGUGAAAACCAUAAAUUGGGUAUUUCGUGGUACAGAGGAGAAUCGUCUCCUCUGGGCCAUACGAACUCAUGGGUUCUAGAUGAUUGAUGAUUGAUCUCAUGUCAGUAUGACAUUGUACAACACGACACAUUAUUUUGAUAUUUCUG